Messenger RNA from Amborella trichopoda, 1483 nucleotides. RefSeq names its product leucoanthocyanidin reductase. Gene Ontology annotation, molecular function: oxidoreductase activity. Lineage: Eukaryota; Viridiplantae; Streptophyta; Magnoliopsida; Amborellales; Amborellaceae. The record is from RefSeq and is a predicted model, not a curated record.
GGUCGAUGAAUAGAGAGGGAAAGAGGAGCGAAAAUAUGCGUAGGUCGAUGAAUAGAGAGAGAAAGAGGAGAGAGAAUAUGAGAGGGAGAGGGAGAGGGAGAGAGUAAGAGGGGCAGGCCCCCGCCACCCUAUUUAGUUCCAACCAUCCCACACUCGAGGAGAAGCGGAACAAGGCAGGGAUCAUCACCUCGAGAGACACAGAGAGAGUUUAGAGAGUAUAAAACAUAUGUCAAUGGCGUGUGUAUCGGAGGCCACCCCAUUGAGCCUGCCCGCCUCGGCCGGCAUGAAGCCUCGGUGCCGCGCCGAUGGCGCCAAAAGCGGUAACGGUGGUAGUCGGGUGCUCAUAAUCGGGGCCACCGGCUACAUUGGCCGCUUUGUCGCGGAGGCAAGUGUGAUGUCUGGAAAGCCAACUUUUAUCUUGCUGCGACAUGGUCCCGCGGCUUGCCCUGCUAAGGCACAGACGGUCCGAGCACUCGAAGAUGCUGGUGCCACUAUUGUUCAUGGGUCGAUGCAGGACAGGGAGCUGAUGGAAAGGAUACUGGCGGAGCUGAAGAUCGACGUCGUCAUCUCCACCGUAGCAGGGGCGGGAAGCAUAUUGGACCAGCUCCACCUGAUCGAUGCCAUCAGGGCCGUUGGCACUGUUAAGAGGUUUGUGCCGUCCGAAUUUGGUCAUGACAUAGACAAGGCGGAGCCUGUGGAGCCGGCUUUAGCAAUGUAUAAAGAGAAGAGGAUGGUUAGGCGUGCGGCCGAGGGCUUAGAGAUCCCCUGCACCUACAUAUGCUGCAACUCCAUAGCCGCGUGGCCAUACCACGACAAUACCCACCCGUCCGAGGUGCCCCCGCCCCUCGAUCGCUUUCUCAUCUACGGUGACGGCAACAUCAAAGCUUAUUUUGUGGCCGGAACUGAUAUCGGGAAGAUGACGGUGAAAGCCGUGGACGAUGAGAGGACCCUGAACAUGACGUUGCACUUCAGGCCAGUCUCCAAUUUCUUGACACUAAAUGAGAUGGCAUCCCUCUGGGAGAAGAAGAUCAAGCGCACCCUGUCCCGGGCCACCAUGACAGAGGAUGACCUCCUCAACUUGGCUAAAGAGAACCGCAUACCAGAAAGCAUUGUGGCUGCUUUGACCCAUGACAUCUUCAUAAAAGGGUGCCAGUUUGGGUUCUCUAUCGAUGGGCCCCACGACGUGGAGGUGGGCCAACUCUAUCCAGACGAGCCGCUUCGAUCAAUUUCCGACUGCUUUGACGACUACUUGCAGGAAAUCGUGCCGGAAAUUGUCGGUCCGAUGGAAAUUGUGGCGGCCGAGCCCCAGAAUUCGCUCUCGGUGCCCCUCACUUGCAUCUCCUAGGGGCCUAAAAAUCUCUUGAAACAGCAUUUAAUAAGGGAUUUAUAAGGUGCCUUUUCAUUAUGAGUUUUUUGUUUCAAGGAUUGUAUAUAAUGAGAUUAUUUACUUUUAAAAUAAGAUGGUCACACUUCUUUACGAUCA